Molecule: messenger RNA, 3929 nt
Organism: Chlamydomonas reinhardtii
Lineage: Eukaryota; Viridiplantae; Chlorophyta; Chlorophyceae; Chlamydomonadales; Chlamydomonadaceae
Exons: 16
Coding region: 413-3181 (922 amino acids)
Biological process (GO): metal ion transport; transmembrane transport
Cellular component (GO): membrane
Molecular function (GO): cobalt ion transmembrane transporter activity; magnesium ion transmembrane transporter activity; cobalt ion binding
Source: RefSeq, a predicted model, not a curated record
CCUUACUUAGCAUCCUUGCAUGUUGGUUACUCGCACGGGGCUGAGCUUGUAACGACAGCUUGCGACUCCCGCGUUCGGGAGUUGGCCCUAGUCCAGCCCUAGGGUGUGGCCCACCACGCGUCCCUUACAAUAUUUUGACAAACGAAGAAGAAUAUACAUUAUUGGAGUUACAGGGUAGACUUCUUGGAGCCCGUGCUCCCGGUAUUUAGGUCCACCGCUCAGGUCAACCCUCUUCCGCUGUGCUAAGCGACCUAACGAGAGGACGCAGCCGCCUGGAGCUCAGCAGGCGCCAGCAGUUGUAGAAGCAGUGGAAGCACGGAAGGAGCCAGGGUAGACGGGCCCAGCCGCAGUGUGCAGCGACUUCGUUAAUCUUUUGGGCGCCCGCUAAAGUCCUGCCAGCGCACACGCCCGCAUGCCAGUCGCGCCCCGCAGCGGCAGUAGCAUUGACGGCGUCACCGGCAGUAGCCCGCCCCGCUACGAGCGCCUGCCGAGCCCCAUCGAACUAAUGCGGGGGUCAUCUGAGGAUAUGCUCCCCGCCGCCAGCGCCGCCGCCGCCGCGGCGGCCGCCGAGGAGGAGGGGCCCGAGCAGGAUGACUCAUCCGUGGCUGACGGCCCGGGAUCUCUGUCGUACGGUGACGAGCGUACGGCGCUGCUUGGCGGCGGCGGGACAGGCGGCGGGAGCGCAUUCAGCAACGCGGUUGCGGCGCUUACAGGCGCCGCCGCCCGGGGCCGCACGCCCACCUCCCUGACGCCGCAUCACCCACACAGCCACCAGCACCCACACCAGCACCAUCCACACCAGCACGGCUCGGGACACGCGCACCCGCCGCACCCGCCUUCGUCCCACGGCCACGCACCGCACGCAUAUUCCCACGGUUUUGCAGCGGGGUCGGGGCCGGGGCCGUCUCUGCUGGCUACGGCGGCGGGCGGUCUCCUGCUGCCGGCGCCGCACCCCCACCACGACCACCACAAGCGGCACAGCGCCAGCGGCGGCACCGACUCUGCGGGCAGCAUGGCGGGCGAUCUGGAGGCAGGGCCGCGUGUGCGGCGGUUCAGCAGCGCCAGCAGCCCUCAGUCGCGCUGGCAGAGCACCGCCAAACGUGUGAUGCACGGCAUCAACACCAUGCACGCCAUUGACGAGGCCAUGGAGCGGCACGAGCCCGGCGCCGCCCCCGGCAUCGACCCCCGCCGCGCCAAGUACGCGCACCUGGCUGCCAAAUGGUGCCUGCCGGUGCGGGUGACGUGCGUGGACUACGACAGCAAGGAGGUGACCAUCACGCCCGACCUGCUCUCAGCUGAGGACCUCAGCGCAUUCCUAGCAGCCAACCCCCGACCCGCCAGGCCCGGACCUGGCGGCGGCGGUGGCGGUGGUGGCGGCGCAGGUGACGGCGGCGGCGGCGGCGCCGCCAGCGGCGCGGCGGCGGCAGCGGCGGCGCUGGCGGGCGGCGGCGGCGGGCUGAACGGCUCUGCCACGGGGCGUGUGCGGUGGAUCCACGUGGAUGGCCUGAACUGGGAGGUGAUACAGCUGCUGGCGCUCACCUACGACCUGCACCCCCUGGCCCUGGAGGACACAGUGCACGUGCCGCAGCGCAUCAAGGGCGACUUCUACGACUCCUGCCUCUACAUCUCCCUCAUCUACCUGUACCUGGCAGCAGGCGCAGCAGACACACCCGACGCUGCCAGCGACGGAGCCGCCGCCGCCCGCGCCGCCGCCGCCGCCGCCGCGGCCGCCGCCGCGGCGCCGCACACCCCCUCCGCCACGCCCACCGCCGCGCGCCGCAUGGCUCGCACCAUCUCCGGCGUUCGCCGCGCCGAUGCUGCUGCGGCAGCGGCGGCGCUCGCCGCCUCUGGCGCCUCCGAUAACGACCGCAGCGUUGGCGGCGGCGGCGGCCGCGCCCCUCUCGCCUCCGCCGCCUCCGCCGCCUCCGGUAGCAGCUCCGGCUACAACGUUGUUCUCAACGCCUUAGCUAGCUUCGCCAGCGGUAACAGCGUCACUAACGGCGGCGGCCAGAAGCCCAGUCAGCCCGGGCCGUCGCACUACCCGCUGCCGCUUAGGCGCGGCUCCGUGGUUGUUAGCUCGGCGGCCGAUUUCCACGUGGUAGGGGAGGCGGACGAGGCGCGCGGCGGCGGCGACGGGAGCCCUACGGAGGCAGCGAGGGCUGAGACGGCGGCGGCAGUGGCGGCGGCGCGGCCGCCGCCGGCGCGCGGCGGUUCCAAGAGCCCGGGCGGCAACCGGCCGAGCUUUUCUAUCGCGUCGAGAGCGGCGGCUGGAGGUGGGGGAGGCGGCGGUGGCGGUUGGGGGCGUGGUGGCGGCGGCGGCGGCGGCGGAGGGCACAUGGAGCACGGGGGACGAGACAUCCACGUCAGCGCGCAACAGGUGUCUCUGUUCCUGCUCCGCGGCGAGCACGCGAACACGCUCAUCACCAUCUUCCAGUCGGACGGCUCCGACGUCACGCGACCCAUCCUGGCGCAGCUGCGGGAGCCGCGCACGCUGGUGCGGGAGGCCGAGGACGCCUCCUUCCUAGCCAACCUGGUCAUUGACACGCUGGUGGACCACAUCUUCCCGGUGGUUGGCGCCUACACGGAGCAGCUGCAGCAGUACGAGGCGGCGGUCAUGGCUCCGGGCGGGCAGCUGCCCUCCGCCGCGUCCACGCGCGAGCUGCACGCCAUGCAGCGCGACCUGCGCCGCAUAGACCGCACCAUCGCGCCCAUGCAGGCUGUGGUGGCAAACAUCAUCGCGCGCGACGCCGCUGCGGAGGAGUCCGCCGCCGCGCGCCGCCAGCAGCUGCAGGCGUGCGGGCUGGAGUUGGCGGACGGGGCGGCGGCGGGCGGCGUGGCGCCCUUCCUGUCCCGACUCACACGCAUCUACAUGGGGGAUGUCAAGGACCAUGUCAGCACCAUCUGCGAAGACCUGAUGUCUCUGUCCGCGGAGUGCGGCGACCUCAUCGGUCUCAUCUUCAACCUCACCACACACCAGCAGUCCCAGUACGCGCAGACGCUGGCGGUGGUGUCGACCAUCUUCCUGCCCAUCACUUUCCUGGCGGGGGUGUACGGCAUGAACUUCGACAUCCUGCCCGAGCUGCACUGGCAGUACGGAUACGCCUACUUCUGGGCGACCAGCACAAUCAUCGUGGUGGUGUUCAUCUGUGUGAUGCUGCGGGCCGGCCUGUGGUCUGUGUGAGCAGCGCAGUGACGGCGCAGCAGCUCCUAGCACUGGCACUGGUCACGUCAGCAAAUAACCUGUGAGCCUGCGACCGCGUCGGCGCGGCAAGCGGCGAGCGGCUCGAGUGACGGCGCACGUCGGGGGGCCGGGGGAAUCCCGUGGCAUGACGAGGUGGAUGGAGGGGCUCGGCUGUGGUUAGGCCGGUUGGAGGGCCUGCAGUGAGCGGUGAGGAGGGCGGCGUGCUGCGUGCAAGCAUGGACAUCGCGCGGUGCGGCCAGGGUGACUGGGUGAUUCGGGACGAACACGGGGGGCCUGCUGAUGGCAUCUGGGUGUCGCUGGCGGCGCUCAUGGGGACAAGGACUUGCGGUUGGCGACGCCGCACACAUCGCGCACGAGUAUAAGCGUGAGCAUUCGCGUGCGCAUGGUGAGCCGAUGAGCUGUAGGAACGGGGUGGCGCCGAUUGAUCGGCGAGAGGGCGACUCGGCGUGUGGUGCCAGCACCUGGCUGCUGUCUGCUUGGGCUGAUAGGUGUUUGGGCACGCAGCGUCUUGUUUACUUGAAGUCCGGCAUGGAAGUCCAAGCAUGCAAGCGCCAGCAUCGGCAGCUCCGGGGACGAAAGUCUGCGGCGCAGCGGCACGAGCGCGCGUGCCUUCGGGCGCCCGUGCUUCGGAUCUGCAGCACCGCAGGCCUGGCGUCGUGCAGCUGCAUGGUAUAAGCGGAUGCUUGUUAAACAAGCCCGGAGUGCGUGAUUCCAUUAAUUGUCUUCU